AUGGGCUCGAUAAAAUUCAACUUAAAACUGGAGACGACUUAUAUUGUGCCAAAUAAUGAAACCAAGUACGAAAAUCGGUCAUUUAAAACGUCGGCAGCCGAGUUAAUUAACGAGGACGAUAUUGAUCAUGCUGUGGAUAUUUCAUACACAAAAUUAUUAGAAGAACAGGAAAACUAUGCUGGUAAAGGUAGUAAUUUUUCGUUUUCUAAUAUAGACGGUAUUUUACUGGGUGUAUACAAAUAUCAGCCUUUAGACGGGAGUUCUUACAUUGAUUUGUCGCAUGAUAUUAAAAACAGAAAUGCUGUAAUAAACCCGCAAAAUAUAGAUCAACAAUGUUUCAAAUGGGCUAUAUUGGCGAAAAAAGUGACUGGUGAUAACAAAUAUAUAGUAGGUCAGAAUUAUAAGUCUAUAGAAAACUCUUAUAAUUUGUCCGGUUUAUCAUUCCCAACACCGAUUUCAGACAUAAAAAUUGUCGAAAAAAAUAAUCCGCAUACUUCAGUCAAUGUUUAUGGACUAAAAUUGAAAGAUUCACAUAAUAAAUCCAAAUAUUUAGUUUAUCCGCUGAAAGUGUGCGCUGAAGAACGUAAAGACCAUAUUGAUUUAUUAAUUGUGUUAAACGCCGCGGGUGACAGCCAUUACACUUAUAUUACCGAUUUUGGUCGAUUGAGGGCACUAAAUNUACCUAUAAUGCCUGAAGAGGGCACUAAAUUAAAGUUCGAGUCAUGGGGCAAAACACAGGAACAUCCAUUUGCAAUUUAUGCAGAUUUUGAAAGCCUGCUGGUCAAGUCCAACAAAGAUAUGAAAGGCAACACAAAUUUUGUUCAUGAUCAUGUUGCAAUGAGCUAUGGAUACAUAGUAAAAGCAGCCGACAGUGUACCCAUUGAAUUAUUGCAACAGUAUAAUAUUCAAACGACGCCUAAAAUAUACAGAGGAAAUAAAAGCAGUGGGCCUGGGGAAGUAGCCAAUCGUUUCAUGGAUGACGUAACUGAAGUGGCGUUGAAAAUUGAAGAGUUGCUCAAGACGAAUGUUGAUAUUUGUAUGACACAUGAAGAAACUGAAGAACAUAUAAAGAAAACCUGCUGUGACUUGUGUAAGGGUGGUUUUACAGAGAAAAAUCAUAAAGUAGCAGACCAUGAUCAUUUGACAGGUAGUUUUAGAAAAACGCUUUGUAACAAUUGCAAUUUAAAAUUAACAACGCCCAAGUUUGUUAACGUAUAUUUCCAUAAUCUUAGCUCGUACGACGGACACUUUUUAGUUAAAGCCCUUGGAAGAGAUACUAGUAGAAUAAGUGUAAUACCCGCUACAGAAGAAAAAUAUAUUUCUUUUACAAAAUUUGUUUCAAACAAAUUUUCGCUGAGGUUCGUCGAUACAUUUCGUUUUAUGGGUACUAGUUUAGCGGCUCUCGCUGAAAAUUUGCGCGCCGCCGACAUAAAAUUAUUCCAAGAAACCGCAAAAGCGUUUUCAUCGGACGGUGACAUUGAUUUAGUGACCCGUAAAGGCGUGUACCCGUAUUCAUACACCUCAAGCUGGGAUGUACUCGAAGAAAAACAAUUGCCGUCAAAAGCCGAUUUUUAUAACGAUCUGUCAGAAACGCAUAUUGAUGAUGCCGAAUACAAACACGCACAAAACGUCUGGCAACAUUUCAAUUGUAAAACCCUCGGUGAGUACUCUGAUCUGUACCUGAAAACUGACGUAACAAUACUUGCGGAUGUUUUUACGAAUUUUCGUAAGUUAUGUCUACUAAAAUAUAAAUUGGAACCGGCAUAUUAUUUUACGAGUCCCGGUCUGUCUUUUGACGCUAUGCUGCUGCAUACGGGCGUUUCACUAGAUCUCAUGAGCGAUUAUGAACAACAACUUUUUAUUGAGAGAGGAAUACGGGGAGGAAUGACAACUUCGGUGUUGAAACAUGCCACAGCCAACAAUGAAAAGACGCCUCAUUAUGAUAUUAAACAACAAAAAUCUGAAAUUAUAUAUUUGGAUGUCAAUAAUUUGUAUGGUUGGAGUAUGUCUCAACAUAUGCCAUGUGGUGACUUUAAGUGGUUGGACGUGGACGACGAAACGAAAAUUUUAAAGACUGUGGAAGAGUUACCUGCGGAUUCUCCUAUAGGAAUGGCCCUUGAAGUGACGGUGUCGUACCCGAAAGAGUUACAUGAUGCCCACAACGAAAUGCCGUUUCUACCUGAACGAAAAUGUCCGCCUAAUUCACGGGUCAAAAAACUGUUGUCUACUUUCGAUCGGAAAGAAAACUACGUUAUACACUAUUUAAAUUUAAAACAGGCUAUGGCAAACGGAUUAAAAGUAGAAAAGGUGCAUAAGGUGUUACAAUUUAAGCAGUCGGCCUGGCUAUCAAAAUAUAUACAACUCAACACGGAGAUGAGACAGAAAGCCAAAAAUGAUUUUGAAAAAGACUUUUUUAAAUUAAUGAACAACGCUGUUUUUGGUAAGUUUUAAAAUUAAAUAAAAAUAUAUAUAAACAUAAUUUUAAUGCGAUUUCGAUCGCCCAACCUAGAUACGAAUUGUAGUCAUUUGACAUAUCGU
This is a messenger RNA of Daktulosphaira vitifoliae (grape phylloxera), 2538 nucleotides long. RefSeq lists its product as uncharacterized. Gene Ontology annotation, biological process: DNA replication. The transcript has 4 exons. NCBI's taxonomy places the organism in Eukaryota, Metazoa, Arthropoda, Insecta, Hemiptera, Phylloxeridae. Gene Ontology annotation, molecular function: DNA-directed DNA polymerase activity; nucleotide binding; DNA binding. The coding region runs from base 1 to 2451 and encodes 816 amino acids. The record is from RefSeq and is a predicted model, not a curated record.